This is a messenger RNA of Mesocestoides corti, 2307 nucleotides long. NCBI's taxonomy places the organism in Eukaryota, Metazoa, Platyhelminthes, Cestoda, Cyclophyllidea, Mesocestoididae. The record is from the annotation of a GenBank genome assembly.
AUGAGCGACACGUCUGAUAGGGAGGCAACUUCAUCAAUCACCCUCGGUCGUAAAGUCCUUCCUUGUCCAUGGAACGAGGUGCCUUCUACCACGCCCAUUCAUUCUGAACUGGAAAAUCUUGACGAAAGUUCGUUAGCUCAACAAUUACAAACAGAAUAUUGGUGGGUGAACAAAACCCGUGUUAAGGUUGGACCCGACGUAAACAGUAGGUUCAAAGAGAUAUGGCUUUCAUCGUCUUCUGCACAGAAACAUGAGUCUCGUAUCGACCUCUCAGAAUACCAGGUCGUGCGAGAGUGUCUUUGGGUACUAUUGGGUGCUGAGAAAAGUUUCCUUUUUACUUGCUAUACGGAUUCUGAAAUUCUCACUAAAAAUGUAUGCCUUUAUUUUCGUCACCCUGCCUGUCUCACACAUCUAACAUACGGGGCUCUUGAUUCUUUCCUUUAUUCGAUCGCCAAGUACUCGACAUGUGUUUUGCAGAUUCGUGCUUUUACGGAGUUUGUCCUUCUUUCCCCUGUCGGUACUGUGUCGCUCCCGUUCACUCGUCUAGCAGAGUCUUGCUCGCGUCUAAAGGAUGAUUUUUAUCGAGUUAUCGCAUCUAUUGAAAGGGACGCGAGACUGCCACAGGUACCCCCUGUGUCCCUCAUUAAUCUGGCUAACCGGUUGAAGUCUUGGUUCCGGCGUCUUGCAUUCAUGGCUUCUCUACUGUUACAAGUCUGUUCUCCCCAACUCUGUGCUAUUAAAUCGCAUAAUACGCCUGUUCUCUUAUUAAAUAGACUCGAAGAGCUUUCCUGUACAUUUAGGCAUUGCUUGUCUGACCCAUAUAUGGUUAACCUCAUUAGUAAUGUACAUAUCUCUACGACUGAUGCCUACUUGUCUGACAUGAUGAGUGAACCAGAAUUACGAAAUUGUCUUUCCGCUAUUCCAUUCGUCAAAUUUAGUUCCAGCAUCUCUCCAAGCCACCCGAUGUUCUGGCAAUGUGGCAUUUCCCUGUCAAUCGAUAACGUACCAAAUAUACUUCGGCCAGUAGUUAACGACAUUGUUAUUGGUGUCAAAUCACUUGCACUUCUUAAAGCCAUCGCAUCUACUUUCGGGAAUGCAGAACUAUUGGCAACUUUUAAGUCCAGGCCACUUUCUAAAAAGUCAGAAAAGAUACCUGUGGAACCAGAGCCCUCGUCUAGUUUGUUGUCAUUUGAUGAUCCUGAGCUAUGUGAACUUGUUAAGGAUAUGCAAAUGUCUUCGUUUACGAAGGGCGACACUACUUGUGCAUCUGUGUCCAAGGAAACUGAUGACCUACCCCACCGAACUCUGCGAUGCCUCAGGGAAGAAAUGAAAGUUAUUUUACAGAAGGCGUCUGCCCACCUAUGCUCUUGCCUCUUGAAGGGACCACUGAUUGCUGUUGGCCAACUUGCGACUGAGAAGCGAGAUGACGAGUUCACACUUAUCUACGCACUUAAUCACAUUGCCGACGUGGCCCUCUUCCGCGCUGGCGAUCGGAUGUACGAGUUUUGCCGAGGACUGUUUUCGUCAUGCACUGAUGAUCAGUUUGACUUGGACAUUAACCGCCUACUUAAAUCACAACUUGGCCUCAUUUGCGGGGAAAAUUCUUGGAUGUAUGAGCGCAUUUGUAUUGUCGCGUGUGCCGAAGCCUCGCGAGAAUUUCUUCGUGGUGGCCCAUGUGGUUGCGAUGUAAUCAACUCGCUAACACUUCAAAUUGAAAUUCCCUGGCCGCUGAAUGUUGUGUUAACGGAGCAAGGUUUAGAUAUCUAUAACCGUGUAUUUAAGUUCCUGCUUAUGCUGAAACGUGCAAAGUGGGCCCUGGACAACGCCAGAUGCGCUCGCCCGGCAUGCAGUCACACACUAGCCAUUCUACGCUCACGCUUUCUUUUCGUAGUGAAUGGUCUUCACACAUUCAUUGCAGAUCACAUUGAGGCCGCUCACGCCAGCCUCAUGAAGGAGGAGGCACUGAUGGCAAACGGUUGCAACCUAGACACCCUCCUAGCUCACUUCUCCCGGUUUCUUACACGUAUUUCUCAACUGUGUCUGCUGGAGGACUCCGCGUCGCAGCAGAUCCUCAACCAGGCAAUUACGGGUCUCUUUGAAAUAUGUCUGCAGUUUGAGUUGCCUGAUGUAUCCGAAAGUAACCUGGCAAGCGAGUUCACGACGCGGGUCGCGUUCCUCAAGUCGAUGCUUUCGCAGGCCGUCGUUGAAGGCGGCCGAAGACAAAAUGUCAUUCCCUUGUUACAGAUUCUGGAGACAGCAAAUCGAUUCAACACUGAUAUGCGAACUCGUCUGCAUUUUAACCAGUGA